Molecule: messenger RNA, 963 nt
Organism: Selaginella moellendorffii
Lineage: Eukaryota; Viridiplantae; Streptophyta; Lycopodiopsida; Selaginellales; Selaginellaceae
Product: NDR1/HIN1-like protein 10
Exons: 3
Coding region: 1-963 (320 amino acids)
Cellular component (GO): plasma membrane
Source: RefSeq, a predicted model, not a curated record
AUGGCCAAGAACUCCAUCCUAAACAGGCUCACACUCCAGCGCUCCCCGGCCUCCAAGGAGAUCGGCUACCAAAACCUCAAGAUCGACGAGCCCCCGGGGAGCUUGGAGGCAAAUCACUCCUCCGAUCGUGAUCCAGGAGCCCUAGCAAGCGCUGCGACGACGAGCCCGGAUCUUCACAUCAGCAACAGCCAGUACGUCGCCAAUCUCCACAGCACCUCCAACAGCGUAAGCCCUCCUCCGCCAGCGAAUCGCGCAGGAGGAGGAGGAUCACCGCUUGGGUUUCGAUCCUCGCGAUUGCGGCGCCGCUACCCGCGAUGGUGCCGCUGCAUUUGCUGGACUUGCUGCGUCUUGUUCCUCCUCCUCGUCCUGGCGGCCAUCGCAGCGCUGUGCUUCUACAUCAUCGUCCGCCCGAGAGCGCCCAAGCUCUCCAUCGACGAGGUGGAGGUCUCGUCGCUCUUGCUCACCAUCACCGAUUCAAACGCCACUCUGAGCGACUACGAAUUCAACUCGCUGCUCGACCUCGACUUGCUGCUCACCAUCAACGCCUACAACCCAAACACGCAGAUCGUGGUCUACUACAACAAGAUCCGGGUGGACAUUCUCUACCGGAACUUGCAGCUGGUUAGCACGUACGUGGAGCCGUUCAUGCAGGGGCACCGGGAGAGAAAGUUGGCGGUGGUGGAGAUGGUGGGAAACCCCAGCCUUCAGAAGCUUGUGAGCAGGGAGAUGUCGGCGGAGAUGAGCCGGAAUGCGGUGAAUUUGGUGGCGGAGAUCAGCGCGCAGGGGAAAGUCAAGGUGGUGCGGACGGUGAGCCCGAGUAUUUUGGUGCGCUUGACCUGUGACUUGCAGAUGCGAAAUUCCCCACCACAGGAUGUGCUUGUACUUGACAAAAUUUGUCAAUGGCCAUUUCAUCUUUCAGAUCUUUUCGUGCUACAAGAGGAUGAGAGCCCCUUGUCCUUGUGA